GUUGUAAUGUGUUGAUAUCUGUUGCUUUAAAAUUACACUGAAGAAGUUCACAAACCCGUGCUUAACAUCUCAAGAGCUUUAUUAUCGUCAUAGUUUUAUUUUCACAACCAAAUAAAAGCAUGGCGUCAACAAAAGAGCUUUUACAGAUGGAUCUUUACGCGUUAUUGGGUGUUGAAUCUGCAGCUACACAGAAACAGAUCAAGAAAGCGUACAGACAGAGAGCGUUAUCAUGUCACCCGGACAAAAACCCAGACAAUCCCAAAGCUGCUGAACUCUUUCAUCAGCUCUCUCAGGCUUUGGAGGUUUUGACAGACGCCGCUGCCAGGGCUGCCUACGACAAGAUCUGCGCUGCUAAAAAACAAGCUGAGGAAAGAAACCGAAAACUAGAUGACAAGAGGAAGAAGAUCAAACUCGAUUUGGAGACACGUGAGAAACAGGCAGAGACUCAGAAAAGCGAAGAAGUCAAAAUUAGCCGUACGUUAGAAGAGGAGAUCGCACGUCUGAGGGAAGAAGGUUCAAGAGAACUUCAAGAACAACAGAGACUCGUGCGAGAGCAGAUCCAGAGAGAGACAAACACACACACAGACUCGUCAUCAGGGUGGAAGAACAGCAGUAAUGUGACUCCUAAACUGAAGUUAAAGUGGAAAUGUAAAAAAGACGAUGCAAGCAAUGCAGGAUAUUCUCAAGAGUGUCUUCAAAACCUCUUUCAGAAGUAUGGAGACGUGUUGAACAUUUUAAUCUCCAGUAAGAAGAACGGCAGCGCUGUCAUUGAGUUUGCCACAGUUAAAUCGGCUGAUCUGGCGUUCAGAAAUGAGAGCGGUCUGACUGGAAAUCCUCUGAAGAUCACAUGGCUGGAGGGUCAACCUGACCCAGCAUCACAUCUUAACACACCAUCAGAUGUUUUCUCCUCCUCACAGGGUCCUUUACGCAAUGAGCGUGAUUAUGAGAGCGUGGUCCUGAUGAGACUGAGACAGGCUGAAGAGAGAAAGAGAUUGAUAGAAGAGAUGAAGAGAGAGGAUGAGGAGACGGUGUGACCAUAAACACAUCUUUUUACAUUUAACAUCCACAGAUCAAUAAAACUUUUUUGUCUUAAUUUUUAA
Molecule: messenger RNA, 1100 nt
Organism: Misgurnus anguillicaudatus (oriental weatherfish)
Lineage: Eukaryota; Metazoa; Chordata; Actinopteri; Cypriniformes; Cobitidae
Gene: dnajc17
Product: DnaJ (Hsp40) homolog, subfamily C, member 17
Biological process (GO): spliceosomal complex disassembly
Cellular component (GO): spliceosomal complex
Molecular function (GO): RNA binding
Source: RefSeq, a predicted model, not a curated record